Messenger RNA from Capsicum annuum, 864 nucleotides. Its product is annotated as epoxide hydrolase A-like. The record is from RefSeq and is a predicted model, not a curated record. The annotation marks the transcript as partial. The transcript is spliced from 3 exons. Gene Ontology annotation, biological process: protein folding. NCBI's taxonomy places the organism in Eukaryota, Viridiplantae, Streptophyta, Magnoliopsida, Solanales, Solanaceae. Gene Ontology annotation, molecular function: ATP hydrolysis activity; ATP-dependent protein folding chaperone; ATP binding.
AUGGAUAACUGUGAGGAGCUUAUGCCCAAGUACCUUGGAUUUGUGAAAAGUGUUGUGGACUCUGAUUAUUUGUAUCUCAACAUCUCUUGUAAGAUGCUACAACAGGACAAGAUUCUCAAGGUGAUUUGUAAGAACCUUGUGAAGAAAUGUAUUGAGAUGGUCAAUGAAAUUGCUGAGACCAAGGAAGAUCAACUCGUUGAUAUAUUUACCAAAGCUCUUCCCAAAUUCAGAUUUGAAACUCUUCGUGACCAACUUGCAAUCUACAACAUCAGGUACUCAUGGCGCCACCAAAUGGUCUAUUUAGCUGAACGUGGCUACCGUGCCGUGGCACCAGACUUAAGGGUUUAUGGAGAUACUACAGGUGCACCUGUUAAUGACAUUUCAAAGCUUAGUCUCUUUCACCUCGUGGGUGAUCUUAUCACACUGCUUGAAGCCAUAGAUCCAAAUGAAGAUAACGUGUUUGUUGUUGCUCAUGACUGGGGUGCCAUAAUUGCUUGGCAUUUAUGCCUUUUUAGGCCAGACAAAGUUAACGCAUUGGUGAAUUCGAGUGUCCAUUUUUUCCCAAGGAACCCACACAUGAAUCUGGUGGAGGGGUUUAAGGCUUUAUAUGGUGAAGAUCAUUGUAUCUCGAGAUUUCAGGUACCAGGCGAAAUUGAAGCUGAAUUUGCUCCAUAUGGUGCUAAGGCUGUUCUUAAGAAAUUUUUGACAUACCGUGAUCCUGCACCAUUUUAUUUUCCUGAAGGCAAAGGCCUUGACGCUAUCCCUGAUGCUCCCGCUGCCCUUUCAUCUUGGCUGUCUGAGGAAGAGUUGGAUUACUAUGCUAGCAAGUUUGAGAAGACUGGUUUCACUGGUCCAAUCAACUAU